Molecule: messenger RNA, 2894 nt
Organism: Pelagomonas calceolata
Lineage: Eukaryota; Pelagophyceae; Pelagomonadales; Pelagomonadaceae
Source: the annotation of a GenBank genome assembly
GUCGCGGAGCUGAGUUUGCAAGGCUGGAGGCAACGUAGGCACCUGGCAGUACCGCAUUGGGAUCGCUUGAUACGCCAGCAAGUCCAGCGCUCUCAAUUGAUAGCCGUCAGAGGCUGGGCCACAGCAUCCCUCGCCGUCAGCGCUUCAGACGCCGGCACAGCAUCCCUCGCCGUCAGCGCAUCAUCAGUGGAAAUGAGCGCCCGCGGCGCACAGAUCGUCGGACGCCUCGCCGGGCGCCGCCGCCUCUCGUCCCCAUCCGGCGGCGGCCGCGGCGCCGGCCGCGGCGGUCGGGGCCGCGGCCGAGGGAAGGGCCGCGCGGCGCGCGGCCGCGGCGGCCGCGGCCGGGGCACGGGCCUCGAGGCGCCGCCCGGUGCCGUCGUCUGGGACGCGCAGGUGCACGACCCGCGGCCGCUCAACCUCGGCUUCGUCCGCGACGCGACGAAGAACGAGAUCCACGCGGCCCACAAGGGCGGCGUGGAGAUAGCGGCCCUGAGCGCCAAGCAUGGUUUGCCCGUGGACCGCAUCAAGGCGAUUUUGAUGCUCAAGGACCUCGAGGACGACGCCAGAGCAGCCGGCACGGUCCACGAGGGCCUCAACAAUGAAUUCGAGCAGCACGCGACCCAAUUCCUCAAGGAAGUGAGCGGGUACUACGGCGUGCCCGUGCCGAACAGCCAUCAUAGAGCGGACACGGACGCGGCGGCGUCGUCCUCUCAAAAGCGCCUCGUGGCCCUCGGCGAGGACGACGACGAGGCGGCCGUGCGCGCGGCGCUCGCGGCGCGCGACGAGGCCGCGGCGGCGGACUCUGAUGGUGUGGCGGCCGAGGAAAUUGUAGAGGUGGCGCCGCGGCCGGCGGAGCCCGGCGCCUUCGUCUUCCGGGACCUCGACGCGGAUACUACAAAAGUCGUGUCCAAGGGCGGCGGCGAGCGCGCCGCCGACGCGGCCGACGAGGCGCACCGGUCCUGGGCGCGCAAGGAGCCGUUCUGGGACGCGCACGCGGCCGAGCGGCGCUGGGCCGAGCGCGGGCGGAAGGAAGGCGUCGAGGAGGCGUCGGCGGCGUCCUCCUCAGAGGGCGUGCAGAGCUAAUAUUUGUGUAACGCACUCGUUCGACACGGGUUUUCCACACAGAAUGGGAGAGGCCAGGCUCUGUUGCAUUUGUUAGCCAUCUUGGCGUAGCGUUUUACUCGAGCAGGCUUGCCACAAGACCAGCAAACCGCGAUAGAAGGAGUUAUAGCUCGACGCUUCGCGUGUGGAAACCACAACAGGGCCAGCUAUAAACAGUCUCCUGGACAGCGUCGAGACGCCGUCGACGCGUCAAGCAUUGUGGCUACAGCCCUGCUCCUGGGGGCGCCUCGUAGUCAUGACGCGAGACCCCACCGCCACCGGUUCCGGAGACUCCAGCGCGACGACCGAGCUUGGAGAGCGCGACGAGGUCGUGAUUACCGUCGCCGAGCUCUCCGUGGACACUGCGGCGGCUGCGGCGCCGCGCACCCCGCCUGGACGCCCAAGUGCCGCGCGUGCGCCGACUCCUCCUCUUCGACGCUCGCGUCGGACCUGCGGCGCGCGUCUACCGCUUCCUCUGACCCGUCGACUUCCUCGGCGGCAUCCUUCGGCGCACCGCCACCGCCGAACCCCAUCUUCACGCGCGCCGCGGCGCCGCCCAUCGACGCAGCGGCGGCGCGCCGCGCGGCCGCUCUGAGAACGCGCGUCGAGAACGACGCCCUCGACGGCGAGGCGGCCUACCAGCUCGCGCUCAUGUAUACUAGUGGAAACGGCGUCGUGCGCGACGAGGCCGAGAGCCUUCGUUUGCUGCGCGGCGCGGCGGAGGUCGGCCACCGCGACGCCGCGGCUUUGUUGGGUGUGGCGCCCGUCGUGCAGGCCCCUGCGCCGCCGCCGCCGCCACGACGCGUCGUUGCGCCGAUCGGCUCGGCCUGGGCGGCGGCGCCGUCGCCGCCGCCGCCGCGCGGCCCGCCGAGCCCCGGCCGGGUGCUCCCCGGCCAGGGUCGAGGCUUCUUCUCGUUCGGCGGCGGCCUCUUCUCCCAGCGACCGCCGGCGCCGGGGCUGCUCGCCGAGCUCGGCGGCGAGCGGCUCGAGGACGUGUCGCCGCCGCUGGCGUCCUCGCCGCCUCUGCUGGCCCCGUCGUCCAUGCUGGCGCCGCCCCCAAUUCCUUCGCUCCCGCCUCCGGUGGUUCCACCGCCCAUGCCGGCGCCGCCGCCCGCGGCGCCGGCGCCGCCGCCCGCGCCGGCGAAGACGCGCGGCGUCGUGCGCUGGUACGCGGCGGACAAGGGCUACGGCUUCCUCUCGAGCGGGCCCGGGGCCGACGUCUUCGUGUUCCAAGACGACGUCACGGACCACGAGGCGCGCGGCCCGCUGAAGGAGGGCGAGGCCGUCACGUUUACCGUUUCGAUGUACCGGGGCAAACCCAAAGCUCUGGACGUCGAGCGCGACGUACCGGUACCGGCCGUCACCGUCGCGCCCCCGGCUCCUCCAGCGCCUCUGGCGCCUCCGGCCGCGCCGCGCCGCGUUGGUCGCGUGCGCUGGUUUGAUAUCGCUCGCAAAUAUGGUUUCAUCGUGCCGCUCGACGGUGCGCCCGACGUGUUCCUGCACUUGCGGGAUUUGGACCCAGGCGUCGCCGAAGCCCUCGAGGAGCUCGCCGUCGUCUCCUACGACGUCGUGCCCUACCGGGACAAGACCAAGGCCGUCCGCCUCCAGAUCGUCGACGCGGCGGCGUACGCGCAGCUCGUGCUCGAGAAUCAGGGGCGCACGCUCUCCGUUCAAGACGCGGCCGUCGAACUCGGUCGUCUACGCGCUAUCCCCCUCCCUCCGCGCGCCGGCGAGGAUCCGACCCGGGUAUAAAGUGUCCACAACAAUUAUUUACACGCCUAGCGCUGCCGACU